CGCGACCCCUGGCCAGAGCGCGCGCGCGGCGGUUACCGUCGCGACUCGCGACGUCGCCCCUCCUCUCCUCGCCGAUAAAUAACGCGCCGCGGGGGGCCGGGCGGACGCCAAAUCCGACCGCCCAGGCUCUCGCAGGACUCGUGCGCCGCUGCCCUCUCACGGUCGCCCCCCGCCUCUCGUCGCGGCGACGCCACAUAUGGCCAUGUACCCGAAGCAGGUGGAGGAGGGUGUGGCCCCGCUGCGGGGCCAGGCGCCGCCACCGCCGCCGCCGGCCACGGGCUUCCCGAUGAACGGCGGGGGCGGCUACUACCAGGCGGGCGGCGCGACGGCGGCCCUGGCGGUGCACGCGAAGGCGCCCGUCGCCGCGUGGUCCACCGGGCUCUGCAACUGCUUCGACGACUGCGGCAACUGCUGCGUGACGUGCCUGUGCCCGUGCAUCACGUUCGGGCAGAUCGCGGAGAUCAUCGACCGGGGGUCGACGUCGUGCGGCACCAGCGGGGCGCUGUACACGCUCGUCAUGCUGCUCACGGGGUGCCAGUGCGUCUUCUCCUGCUUCUACCGCGCCAAGAUGCGCGCCCAGUACGGCCUCCGGGAGAGCCCCUGCGCCGACUGCCUCGUCCACUGCUGCUGCGAGUGCUGCGCCCUCUGCCAGGAGUACCGCGAGCUCAAGAAGCGGGGGUUUGACAUGAAGCUAGGAUGGCACGCGAACAUGGAGAGGCAGGGGCGCACCGCCGCCACCAUGCCGCCGCAGAUGCACCCCGGGAUGACCCGCUGACGAUGCCACCGCUCGAUCGCCUCUGUUGCGGAUACCAAAUGCUACACAUGGCCAGCCUGCAUCAAUUCUAUUUCUAUCCCUAGCUGCUUCCGGCUAUUGCUGCGCGCCCGUGUAUAAUUAAUUAAGACAUGGCCUACUCUGCUAGUCUACUAUGAGCUUGCCAUGUGAAGGAGAACUCUCUGUUUGGUAGCUCUGAAAAUUAGGACUUUUAGCUGGCGUCACGGGAACUGAUGCAAGUUGCUUUGACUCGAGUGUACUCCAUGGACAACAAAAGAGUUGGCUUCUUGCUUGUUCCCCUUUGGACAACAGUAGAAGAGUAGAGUUGUUGCUUCUUGCUUGCACCCCUAGCACGCCGCUAGAAUUGCAACAAGAGAAUAAAUCCAUAAUCUCGAUAUAGCUUUCAAUCCAUAAUUGUCUCAGAAAAAUGAAAAAUCCUAGGUUAUUAAGAUUUUUCUUACCAAUUCUUAUGAAAAAUUAUAAAGAAUCUAAGGUUUUCUUUC
Molecule: messenger RNA, 1275 nt
Organism: Panicum virgatum (switchgrass)
Lineage: Eukaryota; Viridiplantae; Streptophyta; Magnoliopsida; Poales; Poaceae
Product: cell number regulator 2-like
Exons: 3
Coding region: 197-775 (192 amino acids)
Source: RefSeq, a predicted model, not a curated record